AUGGCUAAUCUUACUAAACUUGAGUUCGUUGCCCUUCAUGGUUCGGACAAGAACUACCUUUCAUGGGUACUGGAUACUGAAAUCCAUUUGGAUGCAAUGGGUCUUGGAGACACCAUUAAAAUUGAAAAUAAAGCAUCAAAACAAGACUGUGCUAAAGCAAUGAUAUUCUUACGUCAUCAUAUUGACGAAAUUUUGAAAAUUGAAUAUCUCACAGUCAAGGAUCCACUCGUUCUGUGGAAUAAUUUAAAAGAAAGAUAUGACCAUUUGAAGAUGGUCAUUCAUCCAAAGGCACAAUAUGAUUGGAUGCAUUUAAGGUUACAAGACUUUAAGUCUAUUCACGAGUACAAUUCUACCAUGUUCAGAACUACUUCUCAAUUGAAACUAUGUGGAGAUACGGUUAAUGGUGUUGAUAUGAUGGAAAAAACGUUCUCCACCUUUCAUGCCUUGAAUGUGCUUCUACAGCAACAAUAUCGAGAAAAGGUGAAUGAGGUGUAUGCCCACCACGCUAGGCGUGGAAGAGGUCGUGGACGUGGACGUGGCCGUGGUCGUAAUUAUGACCAAGAGCGAAAUCCUUUUCCCGGUGUUAAUCAUUCACCAAAGAAAAAUCACUAUCAAAAGGGAAAGGAAAAGAUGAGAAACGUGAAGCAGUUAAAACAAAUUGUUUUCGAUGUGGUGGAAGAGGUCAUUAUGCACGUGAUUGUCGUACUCCUAAACACCUGA
Molecule: messenger RNA, 720 nt
Organism: Solanum verrucosum
Lineage: Eukaryota; Viridiplantae; Streptophyta; Magnoliopsida; Solanales; Solanaceae
Exons: 2
Coding region: 1-720 (239 amino acids)
Source: RefSeq, a predicted model, not a curated record